AUGAUGAUUUCUGUGGAAGAAGGGGGAAGCUACAACGGUACUGCAUCCAGAGGAAGCGUCCUCAAAUCAAACGCGAGCGCCGUCGCACUCAUGGAUGACUGGCCUCUCGGACUUGACAAGAAUGCCAUGAGCAAGGUAUAUCGACAGCGCACGAACCUGCUUUCGCGCAUGGGCGACAUUAAAAGAAGUUAUUGGGCCGACAUUACCAUCGACAUUUACAACCCCAAUUUGUACCCGACAGCAUACUCCAACAUCUCGAAUGAAACCGCACCCGUCGGAACGAUUGGCUUGGGCGAUGAGCUUAGUUACGACUAUUCCAAUCCCAACUCCAUUUACAGCAUCACCGACCAAAUGACGUCGGAAAAUUUCAUCGCCAAUAGCUCUUGGUACAUGCAUUCGGGAAGCGUCACAUUGGGCCAGACAGGAUCGCUAAUAUUGGGGGGCUAUGAAGAAAACCGCGUUCUAGGAGACGUAGGGACGUUUCGCCUAGAUUCCACUCUCCCUCGGGUGAUACUUGUGGACGUACUUCUCGACUUUGAAGCAGGACCAUCGCCAUACAACACAACUGUUGGAAGCGUAUGGCAAAGCGAAAGUCUCCCUGCCGCCGUUCGAAGUAUGGCUGACAAGUACGGUGGCCCUAUCGGGUCUGCUAUGGUCCUGCCAAAUGCGGCUGCCCCUUACUUGUAUCUUCCUCCGGAGGUAUGUGAGGCUGCUGCUUCUCACCUACCCGUCCGCUGGGUGCCAGAAAUCGGAUUGUAUGUGUGGGAGUUUCACUCAGAUCCCGUCGGCACCACGCGCUUCGUCAACUCUCCAGCUUCCAUGACCUUCGUAUUCGCAGACGAAAAUUUCCGGAACAUUACUAUAAAGAUUCCUUUCAGGCUAUUGAAUCUCACAAUAGAUCGAAUGCCCGCCAGAGAGAACUAUGUGAACUGGGGGGUGGAUACUUAUUGGCCUUGCAAACCAUGGACUGAAUCGGACAUCGUGGCUUCCUCAUCACUGAACCGAUAUACGUUUGGUCGAGCUUUUCUGCAAGGUGCUUUCACCGGUUUCAACUAUGACCGAGAGCGAUUUUUCAUGGCACAAGCACCAGGACCAGGAAUGUCAGAACAGCUCAUUGUCCCGGAUAACACUCAAGACUUACGGUCGAGACCUGCGGAUACCUUUGUCGAUACCUGGCGGGAAUAUUGGACAGAGGUGGAGGCAGGAACUGGAGCAACAUCAGGCACACCAUCCGAGACCACCAGCGUCAACUCCGCUUCUCCAAGCGGAUUAGGAACAGGUGCAAUAGCAGGAAUUGCAGUCGCGGGUGGGUGUGGCUUGGUUGCGAUGGUGGCCAUGAUAUGGUUCCUCUGCUGGCGGGCUCGGAGAAAGAGGAAUUUCGGCGGAGAACACAAAAACGAAAAUGAAAGCGGGCGUGGUUUACAUGAUGCAGAUAUCUUCACUGGUGGCAAGGCUGAGAUGGAUGGAAAAGGGGUGCCAAUAUCAGAAUUAGAGCACCAUGAUCGGAAGUCCGCUUUAGGCGAGCAACAACCUCAAGAGUUACCGUCGCCUUUCAAUUCGCCGAUGAAUAGCAGCCCUGGUUUCAGCGACUUGGUUUUCGAGUUACCUGACGGCAACUGGGGUCGUCAUGAGAAGGGAGAGAAGGGAGAUGUGUCAGAGAAGGGAGGCGGAGACAAGAGAGCAGAAUAA
This is a messenger RNA of Colletotrichum tamarilloi, 1689 nucleotides long. RefSeq lists its product as uncharacterized. The coding region runs from base 1 to 1689 and encodes 562 amino acids. NCBI's taxonomy places the organism in Eukaryota, Fungi, Ascomycota, Sordariomycetes, Glomerellales, Glomerellaceae. The transcript has a single exon. The record is from RefSeq and is a predicted model, not a curated record.